Messenger RNA from Vidua chalybeata, 2392 nucleotides. RefSeq names its product tetraspanin 12 (gene TSPAN12). Bases 206 to 1123 code for a protein of 305 amino acids. The transcript has 8 exons. The record is from RefSeq and is a predicted model, not a curated record. Gene Ontology annotation, cellular component: membrane. Lineage: Eukaryota; Metazoa; Chordata; Aves; Passeriformes; Viduidae.
CGCGGAGCCGGGCCGGGCCGGACCUUCCCCCGCGCCCGCCGCAGGGCAUGGGCGCCGCGGCUCCGCGCUGCGCUGCCGCCCCCCGGCCCCAUGAGUCCUCGCCGGAGCAAGUGAGUGCGGGAGGCGUCCGGGCGGGCGCCGGCGGCCCGGCCUCGGGAGGGAGGAUGUGGUGAGAGGAUGGGGCUGUGUCCCGCGGGGGCUCGCCAUGGCCAGGGAGGACUCGGUGAAGUGCCUGCGCUGCCUGCUCUACGCCCUGAACCUGCUCUUCUGGUUGAUGUCCAUCAGCAUAUUAGGUGUUUCUGCUUGGCUGAGAGACUACCUGAAUAAUGUUCUCACUUUAACUGCAGAAACAAGGGUGGAGGAGGCUGUCAUUUUGACUUACUUUCCUGUGGUCCACCCAGUUAUGAUUGCAGUCUGCUGUUUCCUCAUCAUAGUUGGAAUGCUGGGAUACUGUGGAACGGUGAAAAGAAAUCUGUUGCUCCUUGUCUGGUAUUUUGGAAGCUUGCUUGUAAUAUUCUGCGUUGAACUGGCCUGUGGUGUUUGGACCUACGAGCAGGAAAUAAUGGUUCCAGUGCAGUGGUCCGAUAUGAUCACACUGAAAGCCAGGAUGACCAAUUAUGGCCUACCUAGGUACCAGUGGCUGACCCAUGCUUGGAAUUUCUUCCAGAGGGAGUUUAAAUGUUGUGGCGUGGUGUACUUCACAGACUGGCUGGAAAUGACAGAAUUGGACUGGCCACCUGACUCCUGUUGUGUCAGAGAGUUCCCAGGAUGCUCUAAGCAGGCACAUCAUGAGGAUCUCAGUGACCUUUAUCAGGAGGGAUGCGGUAAAAAAAUGUACACAUUCUUAAGGGGGACGAAGCAGUUGCAAGUGCUGAGAUUCCUAGGAAUCUCUAUUGGAGUAAUGCAGAUCCUGGCUAUGAUCCUCACUAUUACCUUGCUGUGGGCUCUGUACUAUGACAGAAGGGAUCCCAGAGCAGAUCAGAUCAUGGCACUGAAGACUGAUACCUCGCAGGAGCUGUCAUGUCAUUCCAUGGAGCUACUGAAACCAAGCCUGACCAGGAUCUUUGAACAUACAUCCAUGGCAAACAGCUUUAAUACACACUUUGAAAUGGAAGAGCUGUAACUGAUGCAAUGAAUUUGUGAAGUCACAGAGGAUUUUUUGGAUUGUUGUUACUUCUCUUCUGUUCCAUCAAAUACACCAGUUUUCUUAUGUGUCAGAAACCAGCUAAUGAAUGGAAGUGAAGGAGACCAACAAAGAAAGAUGAGCCUCUUCCCAACCUCUUAGCCAUGUCCUCAGCUAUGAAAAAGAGUUGAUUUUGUGAUUUAAAUUUAUUGUGAUUUAAAUUUUGUUGAUUUUGAUUUAAAAGGCACUCAUUCAAUUGGGCACAGUAAUACUCAUUGUCACAAGUGUAAAACACUGACUCAGUCACAGAUAGACUGAACCUGUAAGGAAGCAUCAAGGGAAGGGAAGAGAAAUACUCAUCUUCUGAAGAAACAACUGUGCUUUCAGCAAAGAAAAUGUGACUUCAGCUGAAAUUGACUUUUAAUAAGCCAUUUGGAAAAUGUCUUUAUCAGGGAUCUAUGUAUGUAUAAUUGUGUGUUUUCAUGUGUGCAUGGAAAGCAGAGCUACAAUUCAAGUUAAUACUUGGAUUUAAAAAUUUGCAAGAUUUGUAAAAAGGGCGAGAUUUUCUUUUUUCUAACAAACCUUUAUCUUAGUUUUUGUUCUUAAAGAUAUUCUAAAACUUCUAUUUUUAUCUAACAUAAUGGUUUUUUUAGUUUAAAAUAUAUUAAACAGGGAUUGAAAACAAAACUAUUGCUAUGGACAAUAGACUCUAGUUUUCUAGAGAAUUCUUCUUUCAAACAGUUUGUUCUGUGGACUGUUUCUCAGUAAAAAGGAAGAAAACUUCAAACAUUCUUUCCAAAAUGGGAAUCAAUAUGGGAGUAGCACAUUUUUAUAGAUAAAUCUUUUCUCCUGUCAAUGAUUCCCCUGAAGCUAGAAACAAAAGACUGAAAGAAAAAUGCUUACAGUUCUGGAUGCUAUUGCAAUAAUUGUAAAAGUACAUGAGGAAAAAUUUUACUUUGAUGACUGCUUCAUUAAGAGCUCUCUGGUGGCUUAAAAUGCCAGCCAGAAACAGAUUGAAAUGUAUUUAUUGAGGUGGGGAAAGUGCAUUUUACUGUAUUUUUAUGAACAAUGUCUAUGUCAUAGGAUUAUUUUUACAAUUGGCCACGGUCUUGAAAUAUAUAUUUGUUCCACUAAGUAUAGUAGUUUGUGGCAAAUGGGCUUUUUACAUAAUAUUACAUUUAAAAAAAUCGUUCAUUUGUUUUGGAAUUUGUAAGAGAAAAAAGAAAGCAAGGUGUGAUUUGGUAGACAAUAAACUUACUUUUCUCUUAA